Torulaspora delbrueckii is the source of this 648-nucleotide messenger RNA. RefSeq names its product hypoxanthine phosphoribosyltransferase (gene HPT1). Gene Ontology annotation, cellular component: cytoplasm. Gene Ontology annotation, biological process: IMP salvage; XMP salvage; hypoxanthine metabolic process. Lineage: Eukaryota; Fungi; Ascomycota; Saccharomycetes; Saccharomycetales; Saccharomycetaceae. The transcript has a single exon. Bases 1 to 648 code for a protein of 215 amino acids. Gene Ontology annotation, molecular function: hypoxanthine phosphoribosyltransferase activity. The record is from RefSeq and is a predicted model, not a curated record.
AUGUCUGACGAAAAGCAAUACAUUUCCUACAACAACGUUCAUCAGUUGUGUCAGGAGGCUGCCCCAAAGAUCAAGGCUUUCAAGCCAGAUAUUAUUAUCGCUAUCGGCGGUGGAGGUUUCAUUCCAGCAAGAAUCCUGCGUACAUUCUUGAAAGAGCCAAACACUCCAAAUAUUAGAAUCUUUGCAAUUAUCUUGUCCCUAUAUGAAAACAUUUUGACUGCAUCUGGUGGUGAAGUUGAACAGAUCGGUGUCAAGGUCCAGAGAACUCAAUGGAUCGAUUACAAGCAAUGUAAGCUAGAUUUGGUCGGUAAAAACGUUUUGAUUGUUGAUGAAGUCGAUGAUACCCGUACGACUCUACAUUAUGCUCUAAGCGAAUUGGAAAAAGACGCCGACGAGCAAGCAAAGGCCAAGGGGAUCGAUGUGGAAAAGAACCCAGAAUUCAAGACCACUUUCAGUAUUUUUGUCCUUCACGACAAGGUCAAGCCAAAGAAGGCUGAUCUUCCUGCCGAGAUUGUGAACGACAACAACCGUUAUUUCGCCGCUAGGACUGUCCCAGACUCAUGGUUGGCCUACCCAUGGGAAUCUACUGAUAUUGUUUACCACACAAAGAUGGCUAUCGAACAAGGUAACGAUGUUUUUUUACCAUAA